Messenger RNA from Boeremia exigua, 738 nucleotides. RefSeq names its product vesicle-associated membrane protein-like protein. Gene Ontology annotation, biological process: vesicle-mediated transport. Gene Ontology annotation, cellular component: membrane. The transcript has 3 exons. NCBI's taxonomy places the organism in Eukaryota, Fungi, Ascomycota, Dothideomycetes, Pleosporales, Didymellaceae. The coding region runs from base 1 to 738 and encodes 245 amino acids. The record is from RefSeq and is a predicted model, not a curated record.
AUGGCAUCCUCAUCCUCCUCCACGCCGCUGCUCUACGCAUGCAUCGCCCACAACACGACCGUCCUCUCCGAGCACACCGCAAGCGCCUCCUCAAACGCCUCCUCCCUCGUCUCGCUCGUCCUGCCCAAACUCACACACACCGCCAGUGCACACAAGACAAUCGACCAAUCCAAAUUCUUCAUCCAUGUCGUCACCAAAUCGCCCUCAGACUUCCCCAGCUCCAGCCGCAGCGCCGGCGGCCUGACCUUCCUCGUCAUUGCCGAGCGAGAUCUCGGCCAGCGCAUCCCGUUCGGCUUCCUCACAAACCUCGAGAAGAAGUUCUUCGAUGCAUUUGCUGCUGAGGAGACGGAUUUCGCGGAUCUGCCGCCGUAUGGGUGUGCGAGCUUUAACGGUGCGCUGAAGAAGUUGAUGGUCGAGCAGGGCGCUACGCAGGCUGGGCAGGCGGAUGCAUUGCGCACUGCGCAGCGCGAGAUUGAGGGCGUGAGGGAGAUCAUGACAGAGAACAUUGAGCGUGUGUUGGAGCGUGGUGAGCAUAUGUCUGUUCUGGUAGAUAAGACGGGCAGGUUGGGGGACAACGCGAGGGACUUCAGGGUUAGGAGUCGGACGUUGAAGAGGAGGAUGUGGUGGAAGAACGUUAAGUUGAUGGUGCUGCUGUGUCUGGUUGUGAUAUUCUUGAUUUACUUAUUUGUUGGGUUUGGAUGCGGUCUGCCAGCUUGGGGAAGAUGUCUGGGCCACUGA